Molecule: messenger RNA, 378 nt
Organism: Prorocentrum cordatum
Lineage: Eukaryota; Dinophyceae; Prorocentrales; Prorocentraceae
Source: the annotation of a GenBank genome assembly
AUGUCAGGGAUACGACUGGCUGGUGGGGCUGGCCGGAGACGCAUCGACUGCGAGGCGCAAGAUGCUACACGUACUGAGGUGUUCGUCUCGAUGGGCAUGAGUCAGAAGCAAGUGCAGACGGAGCUCGGGCUCAAACUCAUCAAGAAGAAGAUGGAGGAGCUGGUCCCAGGGAAGCGCUUCUACGUCGACCGCCAACGUGCGGAAUUCACUCUCUCCUGGAAGGCCCAUCUCAAGUUCGCGGAAACGGGCUUCGACGAGCCCCCGGCCCUCGAGCGGGCCACGUCGAACGCGGCGGCGCUGGACAUCGACGGGCGCGUGUGUGAGGGCCCUGUCAAGGCUAUCCUUGCAGCGAAGGCUCCCACGCAGUGGAGUCUCUAA